Molecule: messenger RNA, 774 nt
Organism: Elephantulus edwardii (Cape elephant shrew)
Lineage: Eukaryota; Metazoa; Chordata; Mammalia; Macroscelidea; Macroscelididae
Product: CCAAT/enhancer-binding protein delta-like
Exons: 1
Coding region: 1-774 (257 amino acids)
Biological process (GO): regulation of transcription by RNA polymerase II; regulation of cell differentiation; DNA-templated transcription
Molecular function (GO): DNA-binding transcription factor activity, RNA polymerase II-specific; RNA polymerase II cis-regulatory region sequence-specific DNA binding
Source: RefSeq, a predicted model, not a curated record
AUGUGCGCCGCGCUCUUCAGCCUGGACAGCCCGGCCCGCAGCGCGCUCUGGCCAGCGGAGCCCGCAGCCUUCUAUGAGUCGAGCCGCUCUGUGAAGCCGCUUCGGGCUGCGCCACCGGGGUGCCCUGCAGAACCUGGCAGUGCUGCGUCCGCCAUGUACGACGACGAGAGCGCCAUCGACUUUAGUGCCUACAUCGAUUCCAUGGCGGCCGUGCCCACGCUGGAGCUGUGCCAUGAUGAACUCUUUGCCGACCUCUUCAACAGCAACCACAAGACGGGCGGCGCGGGCGCGGCAGGAGGCCUGGAGCCCCUGCCCGGCGGCCUCGCGCGCCCCUCAGCCCCGCGCGCGGUCAAGCGCGAGCCCGACUGGGGCGACGGCGACGCAGCCGGCUCGCUGCUACCCGCGCAGGUGGCGGCGUGCGCGCAGACCGUGGUGAGCCUGGCUGCACAGCCCACGCCGCCCACGUCUCCCGAGCCCGCCCGCCACAGCCCCGCGCCGCCACGCGACAAGGCAGCCAAGAGGGGUCCGGAGCGCGGUAGUCCCGAGUACCGGCAACGACGGGAGCGCAACAACAUCGCCGUGCGCAAGAGCCGGGACAAGGCCAAGCGGCGCAACCAGGAGAUGCAACAGAAGCUGGUGGAGUUGUCUGCGGAGAAUGAGAAGCUGCAGCGGCGCGUGGAGCAGCUCACGCGGGACCUGGCCGGCCUGCGGCACUUCUUCAAGCAGCUGCCUGGCAUGCCUUUCCUGGCGGCCGGGGCGCCCGAUGGCCGGUGA